Suillus subaureus is the source of this 1209-nucleotide messenger RNA. RefSeq lists its product as uncharacterized. The transcript is spliced from 3 exons. Gene Ontology annotation, molecular function: protein binding. The record is from RefSeq and is a predicted model, not a curated record. The coding region runs from base 1 to 1209 and encodes 402 amino acids. NCBI's taxonomy places the organism in Eukaryota, Fungi, Basidiomycota, Agaricomycetes, Boletales, Suillaceae.
AUGGUUGGUGGAACGGUAGAAUUAUUUCCUCCUUCACAUUUCCAUCUCCAACAUCUCAACCUCCUUUGCGUUAACAUGCAGAUAUCCUACUCAAACGUCGAUUUACCACUGGUCUCAGCUACCAUUGGUGAGAUGCAGGGAACUUCAGACGUGAUUUUGUGCGAGGAAUCGGGUCUUGAAACCGUCAGGAAUGGUGUCAGCUAUCGUCAACGGCAGCUCGUCGAAGAAAAGACCAAUAUUAUUCAGUCCAACGCUUCUCCCAAGCAAUUUUCAUCGACUAUUUGGCGGUUGCCAACGGAAAUACUCUCGGAAAUUUUCCUUUACUGUCUGCCAGAAGACAGACUCUUGUCGCCCGCACCAGCGCUGGCUCCCGUGUUGUUGACCACAAUUUGUCGACGAUGGAGGGAGGUUGCUUUGGGCUUGCCAAGUUUAUGGUGCACGCUGCAGUUAGUCGGGGACGAUGACUGGCACAAGAGAGCUUUCUUCUACGACUCCUGGCUCAAGCGAUCCAGAGGACAUCCGCUCUCACUCUCACUGGAGUGUUUCUCUAACUUGAGCGAGCCACAAAGCCUGCUCCAGGAAUACAUUCCACAAAUCUCGUCUCUCCAGCUUGAAUUUUCUGAUUGCGACGGCCCCUUCAUCAUGGAAGACUUCCAUGCACUCAAAGAGCUCACUAUAAACAACUACGGUUUCGACCCCAAGCGAGCUAUUGACCUGCUCCCUCGCGAAAUUGCCGAUUUCUUCAGUGAUUCCGCAUGGGCCCGUCUCACACAUGUCGAGAUCAACAUAAAUGGACUAGAUGCAUUCCCCCGCAUACUCCAUCUAUGCCCUAACCUCUCUUCCGUCACGGUGUUUGGAAUAUUCGACCCCAUUCAGACCCCAGAACCAAUCACGCACACCAAUCUUCAAACCUUACGCAUGUAUGGAGAUGCAUUGUGUAACCAAGGCGGUGAUCUUGGCCUAUUCGAGGUUAUCACACUCCCCAACCUUCGCGUCGUUGAAGUUCGCCAUAUGGGGCAGUGGCCACAUGAAGAGUUCAAGGAAUUUUUGACGCGGUCAAAAUGUCCCCUGGAGAGUCUGACUUUCGGGAGUGCAGUGUGGACGACAGAUCAGCAGCGAGCUGAAUAUGUUACCCUUCUUCCUUCCCUCGAAUUAACUGCAGAGCCCGAUAGCGAUUUCAAUAUAUUCGAAUUAAUAGGAGAUCUGUAG